Dioscorea cayenensis subsp. rotundata (Guinea yam) is the source of this 1734-nucleotide messenger RNA. Its product is annotated as high-affinity nitrate transporter 2.1-like. NCBI's taxonomy places the organism in Eukaryota, Viridiplantae, Streptophyta, Magnoliopsida, Dioscoreales, Dioscoreaceae. Gene Ontology annotation, molecular function: nitrate transmembrane transporter activity. Bases 1 to 1524 code for a protein of 507 amino acids. The transcript has 3 exons. The record is from RefSeq and is a predicted model, not a curated record. Gene Ontology annotation, cellular component: plasma membrane; plant-type vacuole membrane. Gene Ontology annotation, biological process: cellular response to nitrate; nitrate transmembrane transport.
AUGGAAGAGGGAAGAGGAGGAAUCUCCGGCAAAGAGCCGGAGUUCGAUCUCCCCGUCGACUCCGAACAUAAGGCGACGAAAUUCAAACUCUUCUCCUUUAAAAAUCCUCAUAUGAGAACCUUUCAUCUUUCAUGGAUUUCCUUUUUCACUUGUUUCGUCUCCACUUUCGCCUCCGCUCCUCUGGUUCCGAUCAUCCGUGACAACCUUAAUCUCACAAAAAGCGAUGUCGGUAACGCCGGGGUUGCUUCUGUCUCUGGUAGUAUCUUCUCAAGGCUUGCUAUGGGGGCCGUGUGUGAUCUUCUCGGCCCUCGCUAUGGUUGUGCUUUUCUUAUCAUGCUUUCCGCUCCUACUGUCUUUUGCAUGUCGCUUGUUUCCUCUCCCGCGGGGUAUAUCGUUAUGAGGUUCAUGAUCGGAUUUUCAUUAGCAACAUUUGUGUCAUGCCAAUAUUGGAUGAGCACAAUGUUUAAUAGCAAGAUCAUCGGUUUGGUGAACGGGACGGCGGCCGGAUGGGGGAACAUGGGUGGUGGUGCAACACAACUAUUGAUGCCACUCGUCUAUGAUGUUAUUCAUAAGGCCGGCGCCACGCCUUUCACCGCUUGGCGCAUCGCCUUCUUCAUCCCCGGCUGUAUGCAUAUUAUCAUGGGUAUUUUUGUUCUCACCCUCGGCCAAGAUCUCCCUGACGGCAACCUUGGCAGCCUCCAAAAGACCGGAAACGCAAACAAAGACAAGUUCUCAAAGGUAUUAUGGAAUGGAGUAACAAACUACAGAACAUGGGUCUUUGUCCUCCUCUAUGGCUACUGCAUGGGAGUAGAGCUCACCACAGACAAUGUUAUCGCCGAAUACUACUUUGAUCGGUUCGAUCUCAACCUCCGAUUAGCCGGCACAAUCGCCGCAUGCUUUGGAAUGGCGAACCUCCUGGCCCGGCCAUUCGGAGGCUACAUGUCGGACCUUGGAGCUCGCCGGUUUGGAAUGCGCGCUCGUCUAUGGAAUAUAUGGAUACUACAAACUCUCGGUGGCGCGUUCUGCCUCUGGCUGGGCCGAGCAAAUACACUUCUGAUCUCGGUCUUUGCCAUGAUUUGUUUCUCCAUUUGUGCUCAAGCUGCAUGCGGCGCCAUCUUCGGCGUUAUCCCUUUCAUAUCACGGAGAUCAUUGGGAAUAAUUUCCGGAAUGACUGGUGCCGGAGGGAAUUUCGGCUCCGGCCUCACUCAAUUGUUAUUCUUCACAAGCUCCAAGUAUUCAACUGCCACAGGAUUGUCAUACAUGGGCAUCAUGAUAAUGGCAUGUACCCUUCCGGUGACUUUGGUGCACUUCCCUCAAUGGGGAAGCAUGUUAUUGCCACCUUCAAGCAAUCCAGAGAAAUGCACAGAAGAGUAUUACUAUGAGUCUGAAUGGAAUGAGGAGGAGAAACUAAAGGGGUUGCACCAAGGAAGCAUGAAGUUUGCGGAGAAUAGCCGGUCGGAAAGGGGACGGGGUGUCGUUGCGUCGGCACAGACACCUCCUAAUACUACUCCUAUGAGUGUUUAGACGUCAAGGAAGAUGGUGAAGAUGGUGAAAGUUCACUGAUAAUUAGGGUUUAUGUAUCUUUUGGUCACUUGAUUUGUGACACCAUAUAUAUAUAUAUAUAUAUUUAUAUGUAUGUAUGUAUAAUGUAGUAAAUGGAUGCUUGAGUUUGUUUUAAUUCUUCUCUAUCUUAAUUUUAAUUAUGAUACCAAGAAUAAGAUAAGAUCUAAGAAG